Molecule: messenger RNA, 5319 nt
Organism: Trichomycterus rosablanca
Lineage: Eukaryota; Metazoa; Chordata; Actinopteri; Siluriformes; Trichomycteridae
Gene: nedd4a
Product: NEDD4 E3 ubiquitin protein ligase a
Exons: 25
Coding region: 1-3654 (1217 amino acids)
Biological process (GO): neuromuscular junction development; receptor internalization; protein polyubiquitination
Cellular component (GO): cytoplasm
Molecular function (GO): sodium channel inhibitor activity; protein binding; ubiquitin protein ligase activity
Source: RefSeq, a predicted model, not a curated record
AUGGCGCAGCGCUUGCGUCUUCAUUUCACCUCGAGGAGAAGCAACACCGACCCCCUGUCUGAGAGCUGUAACCAUGGGUUCGAGGACGGCGGAGAGCUUGGAUUACCGGGCCGGAGCCACGCCGAGGGCCUGACUCCCACCGGUUCGUUUCACAUGAAGCCGACCCCGGGGGUAGCUCUCGGUCUGCCACCUUUGUCGCCAGAUUAUGGCAGUCUUCAGCGGCACACGGCGUUUUUUGUACCCAAAGCCAACAAGAAGAGCGUGCUGCAGAUUUCCCUACAGUCCGGCGGCAGGCAGAUCGUGGACGCCGACGGCGGCGGGGAGGAAAUGGACCCGGGGGGUGGCUCGGACGCGGGGUCGUGCAACAGCAGCACCGCCAGUGACGUCGGGUACUGCAGCAGCAGCAGCAUAUUCGAGUCGGAGCUCCCCGAACGCAAGGCUGUUCUUGACAGAUCCGUUUGCCACAGGAAGACCAAAACUCCUUUACGCCGAUGCUCGUCGUUGGUCAUUUUCCCUCGCAGUCCUAGCAACACGCCGCCGGCCUCGCCGGUCAGUCCUGUGGCGCCCCCCCUGGUCCCUCCGUCCACCCGGAGUUCCUUUCAGACCUCGCACCAGCUGCAGCUGUCGACCACGGACGCAUCACAAGACGACCUCAAGGGUUCCGUGGCGUCGGCCGUGAACGGCUUAAGACUCUCCAAGACCGGCUGCCCGGCCGCCGAGUUCAGGGACGCCAGGCCGAUGCUGCAGGUCAGCGCUCCGACGGAUCCGCCGAAGAGGCCAGAACAAUCCGAAAAGCACUCGAGCGUUCUGGUGCACUGUGCCAAUCAGCCCCCGCUGCCCCCCGGCAAAGGAAGCGCAGCGAAACCCGCCGACAAAUCCGAGGAGGCUAAGUGCAAACCGGGCAAGCGCAACCCCAAGCUGCUCCGUAGCACCUCCACGUGCUCGCUCCCUACAGGAAAGGUGCUGACGGAGAAGAGACACCACACCUGCCCCGCCAUGGGCAAAUCGAGCGCGCAGCAGGAAACGGGUCCACGCCGAGGCUUGCAGAGGAGCGUCUCCCUGGAGGUGCCCUUCUCAAACGCUGGGAUUACGUGUCACAUGACGAACGCGAGACCAAUCGGCUCGGCCGGCGAAGGGGCGCGCGUGCACAUACACGUGUCCCACAGGGGUAACCCCAAACUGCCCGGACGAGAUCGCGCCUGUCCCGGGGAAACCACGACAACGCGAGAUGACUUCCUGGGUCAAGUGGACGUUCCUUUACAUCAGAUUCCGACUGAAGCACCGGGCAGCGAGAGGCCGUACACCUUUAAAGAUUUCCUUCUCCAUCCCAGAAGCCACAAAUCCAGGGUGAAAGGUCACCUGCGGCUGAAGAUGACCUACCUGCCCAAGAACGGCGGUUCAGAUGAGGAACAGGCCGAGCAGAGCGAAGACGUCGAUCCUGGAUGGGAGUUCCUGGACAGUCAGGAGAUGUGUGGGCCGCGCAACCCUCAGCAGUUGCCCGCGCUGCCCCCCGGCUGGGAGGAGAGGCAGGACAACCUGGGCCGAACCUACUACGUCAAUCACGAGAGUCGGACCACGCAGUGGCACAGACCCACCAUCCAGGACGUGCAGAGUGAGUCUGAGCAGAGACAGAGCACAAGCACACAGCUUCCAUUCAUCACACGUAGACAGAUCUCCGACCACGAGGACAACGACCGCAGAGAGUCGCCUGAGAGCUGGGAGAUCAUCACUGAGGAUGACGGAACCCUGUACAGCAGUCAGAAUCAGCUCUCCCCUCCUCCCCCGCACUCACCCGUGGACUACAGCGCCCUCUCCGAGGAGUUCUGCCGGAUGCAGACGGGCGGCGAGAGACGCGCCUCUCUCACGCCGCAGGGACACGGUAGUAGAAGGGGCAGUGCCCAGCUGCUGAGUGUAGAGGAACAUCCAGCCCAUCCUGUGAUGUUGCCGACCACGGCCGGUCUGCCCCCCGGCUGGGAGGAGAAGCAGGACAUCAGGGGUCGAGCUUAUUACAUUAACCACAACAGUCGAAUUACCACCUGGACCCGACCGCUCGUCCAGUUGAUCCAGCCGACAGACGCCGGUGCCUCGGCUCCAGCUGCCGGGGUAUCUGGUCGCUCCCCGAGCCCCACGAUCUACGCCCCACCCCAGCUUUCGCCUUGCGCCUCCCCUCUGCACUCGCCCGGCCAUCAGCACUCGCACACGUUCGAUUUCACGGGCUGCCUGCCGCCGGGCUGGGAGGUCCGGAGUGCGCCCAACGGACGGCCCUUCUUCAUCAACCACCACACCAGGACCACCACAUGGGAAGACCCUAGGCUGCGGAUUCCUGCUCACAUGAGAAGACGACCCUCGCUCGACCCCAACGACCUCGGGCCACUGCCGCCUGGAUGGGAGGAGAGGGUUCACACUGACGGCAGAAUCUUCUACAUCGAUCACAACACUAAGAACACACAGUGGGAAGAUCCCCGACUGCAGAACUCGGCCAUUACUGGACCAGCCGUGCCUUACUCCAGAGACUACAAACAGAAGUACGAAUACUUCCGCAGGAAACUCAAGAAACCGGCAGACAUACCCAAUCGCUUCGAGAUGUCCGUGCGGCGGAACGCCCUGCUGGAGGAUUCGUACCGCCGCAUCCUGUCGGUCAAGCGCCCCGACCUGCUGAAGGCCCGCCUCUGGGUGGAGUUCGCCGGGGAGAAGGGGCUGGACUACGGGGGCGUGGCCCGAGAGUGGUUCUUCCUCAUCUCCAAGGAGAUGUUUAAUCCUUAUUAUGGGCUGUUUGAGUACUCUGCAUUGGAUAAUUUCACCCUCCAGAUCAACCCGAACUCGGGUCUUUGUAACGAGGAUCAUCUCUCCUACUUCAAAUUCAUCGGCCGGGUGGCGGGGAUGGCCGUGUACCACAGCAAGCUGCUGGACGCGUUCUUCAUCCGUCCGUUCUAUAAGAUGAUGCUGCAGAAGCCGAUCACGUUACAGGACAUGGAAUCUGUGGACAGCGAGUACUUCAACUCACUCAAAUGGAUCCUGGAGAACGAUCCAUCAGACCUGGACCUGCGCUUCACCAUCGAUGAGGAGCUCUUCGGUCAGACACACCAGCACGAGCUGAAGCCUGGCGGAGCAGAUAUCAUCAUCACGGACGACAACAAGAAGGAAUACAUUCAUCUCGUCAUGCAGUGGAGGUUCGUGAACCGGGUUCAGAAGCAGAUGUCGGCCUUCAAGGAGGGCUUCUACGAGCUCAUCCCUCUGGAUCUGAUCAAGAUCUUCGACGAGAACGAGCUAGAGUUGUUGAUGUGCGGUCUGGGUGACGUAGACGUGAACGACUGGAGGGAGAACACCAAGUAUAAGAACAACUACGGACCCAAUCAUGCCGUCAUCCAGUGGUUCUGGAAGGCUGUUCUGCUGAUGGACGCCGAGAAGCGAAUCCGCCUGCUCCAGUUCGUGACGGGCACGUCCCGCGUCCCCAUGAACGGCUUCGCCGAGCUUUACGGGUCCAACGGGCCGCAGCUAUUCACUAUAGAGCAGUGGGGAACCAGAGAGAAACUUCCCAGAGCUCACACAUGCUUCAACCGCCUGGAUCUGCCUCCGUACGAGUCUUUCGAGGAGCUGCGGGAGAAGCUGAACAUCGCCAUCGAGAACGCUCAGGGCUUCGACGGGGUCGACUAGAAGCGCCGCGCCUCGUCACGUCACGCCGCCCAGAGUAUCGCCAUGGAGACGUGAUGGGGAAACGGGGAAACCCCUGGCUCGCUGCUGGACCCCGAACGUCGGUCCGUCUUCAGUCUCUCAAGGACGACGCCGUAAUGAAUGUGAACCGUGAACGUUUACUCACGAUCUACUUUUCUAUCGCGCUUCGAGUCCACGUCUGGAGAACUUCAGCUUCUGCCGGACGUAUUUCAGCACAGGUCACAUUCGUACCUGCUUUUUCAAGCUUGUCCAGUGUUUUUGUACGAUGUUCGCCUCCAGCUCGGUGUUUGGUGGCAGUAAUUACAAAGCACGCUCCCGUGAAUGUUGAUUUAUUCCUCGUACCUGCUUUGAACAGACCUGUCGGUGAACCUGGUUCACCUGCGACCCUUUUAACCCUUUUAAUAAUAUUCUUCAGUGUUUUGUAUUGGUUGUUUUUUUUUUCUAUAUUAUUAUAUAUAUCGACAUAUAUAAUCAAUUUUAGUCUUAAUCUGCGACUAGAUCUUUGCCGCUGAGCUCAUAUCCUCGGCGUCCUCCUGUUGAUCAGAUAUGUUUACAUGCUAAACGUAUGCACGCACACUUUCUCUCUCUAGUGCUUUAUCUGACUGUUGAACUCUCGGCGUCUCGGCCGGACGAUCGCCGUUUGCGUUUCUGCGUCCUGAAGUGACGUGGUGAUUGUCGUGUCCGCUCUGACGAUAACCGAAGCUUUUUUUAUCUCUAAUACCGACGGCUUUGGCACUUAGAAGACGUUACUGUAUGCAGGACCAAAUGUGCCAAAAUUAGAAACAGCGAAGUGACUCAAUAAAUAAAUUAUUAAAUGAAUGAAUAUACGGGUCAAAAUUUACAUACAGCAACUUAUUAUUACAGAUAUCAGAAUUUAAACUUUUUUUUAAUUAACAUUGUACUCUUCUUCCAAUCUAGUCAUAUCCAAUUCCCCAGUUGUAUCCUCCUCUACUGCUGCAGACCCAACAUAUAUCCCCCCUGAGUUCUAAUUGAGCUGAGCUGAUUGGGCACCAACACAGACACAUGAUUGGCUAAGGACAGUGGAUAAAACACUGGGGUUCCUCGUCACUAGGGUAAUAGCGGCCUCUGCUGACUGAUUCAGAGAACAGUAUCACGUACGGAGAGUCACGCACUGCCCUCCGUUAUUCCCUGUCUCUGUCCGGGCGCCUUCGUCCAGUCUGCAGAGGUCACAAUUGCAGCAGUAACGACGGAUCAUUUCGACCAUCCGUCCCGCCAGACACGGCCAAUCGUGCCUGUUAGGCGGCCAGACAGACGCCUGACCGGUCGAUAGCACCACUGUGAAUUCGAACCCUGGCUCCCAGCGGGCUUCUAGUGGGCGAGCUUCAUUUACCACUAUGCCAACCAAGCUCGCAUCUAAAUUCAAUUUGUUCAUAAAAAAGCAAAACAUUGAAAUGAUUUGAACGUCUUUACAAAUCAUGUAUUAUUAAUCAUUAAUUUAUUGAGUCAUUUAUUUCAUAUGUAGAUUGUUUUGUGAGCUCCUUCGUUGUGUAAAUCAGUUCUAUAAGGGAAAUGCCUUUAAUCUGGAAUAUAAAUCAUAAUGGUUUAAUGGGGUGACGUGCCAGUGUUAAUGGCAACAUAUUUUGGGGAGAAUAAAUAAAUCUAAAUAAAUAAAACCACCUCUUCUUG